GCAUUUUCUGCAGAGGACAGUUUAUGUCCACAACGGCUUCCCGUCGGCUGCGUACCAUCCCGGAAGAUUUUGCCUUUCUCCUGACACGUAGCAACCCGAACCAAGUUGGCAGGGCUCUGGGUAGAUCUGUCAAACAUCACAGAGUGAGAGAUGUCAGGGUUUGACAAUUUCAACACAGACUUUUACCAGUCCAGCUACAGUGUAGAUGACCAAAGCCAGGCCGGCUAUGGUUAUGGCAAUGCUGAAAACCCCUACAACAAGCCAUACGGUCAGUACGACUACUCCCAGCCCGUGGGCUACGCCUCCCCAGGGGUGAUGCAGCCCCAGCAGCAAUACACAGGCCAAAUCUUCCAGCCCACACAGACGUACACUCCAUCCCCAUCACAAUCGUUGUAUACUAGCAGCUUCGACGACGAGCCGCCACUGCUAGAAGAAUUAGGAAUCAACUUUGACCACAUCUGGCAGAAGACUCUGACGGUGCUCCAUCCAAUGAAGGUAGCAGAUGGCAGCAUCAUGAACGAGACAGACCUGGCUGGCCCCAUGGUCUUCUGUUUGGCCUUCGGAGCAACACUACUCCUGUCAGGUAAGAUCCAGUUUGGCUAUGUGUAUGGUAUCAGCGCCAUUGGCUGCCUCGGCAUGUACUGCCUUCUCAACCUAAUGAGUAUGACGGGCGUUUCCUUCGGCUGUGUGGCCAGCGUGCUGGGAUACUGCCUCCUCCCGAUGAUCCUCCUCUCCAGCUUUGGAGUCCUCCUCUCUUUACAGGGCAUGAUGGGAAUUAUACUAACGGCUGCAAUCAUUGGCUGGUGUAGUUUGUCAGCCUCAAAGAUCUUCAUCUCAGCGUUGGCCAUGGAUGGGCAGCAGCUGUUGGUUGCUUACCCUUGCGCUCUCUUAUAUGGGGUCUUUGCACUCAUCUCUGUCUUCUAAAAAAAGAAAUCAUUGAGUUACAGUUUAAAAUAACUGCCCCCCAGUUUCUGUAAUUUCAGUCUAAUUAGCAUCAGUGUAAUUAGUGUAAUUAUUGUCUAAUUGCACCGUUAUUACAGAAAAAUGGGAGCUCCUGUCCAAAACAGCACCAUGUUUUUUUUUUUUUUAAAUACGCCUCCACUUCUCGAUACAUUCCGACUUAAGCAUCUGCAGGCUGGAGUGUAUUGUCUCACUCAUGUCGUCUCUCCACCUUGCUCCCCUCAUACAUCUUAAAGGAGAGGACUGUCAAAUAAACCUGAUGAAAAAAGUCCUGUGGACCAUGUUGAGCCUCAAAUGGCCUAGUACAGUCCUAUGAUUUUAAGGACAUGAAGGGGAAGGAAGUGAGCAACUAGUUCACACAAUGAACCGAAGAGACAGUUUAAUUUGGACACAGACAGGAAAAGGACCAAUAACCAACCCCCAGCUAAUCCUGCAGCCCAAUUUGGAGCCAGUGGCCAGUGGAAACACCCGUGUAUCAUGAUUUGCAAUUGCAAAAGCUGUUGUGAGCCAUUUGUGGCGAACACCUAAAGAUUCAACAGCUGCAAGACUACAGACAACACCCAUUUCCUUCUGCACAAGACUACAGUAGCUCAUUCUACUUCUCCACCCAGAAAGAGCAGAGGAAAAUGGGAGAGGGGGUCUCCUCCUUUAUAUCCUCUUUUCUCCUCCAGGAUUGAGGAGCCAUGAUUCUCAUCAUUUGCUCAUCACGUCAGUGAUCUGAUCUUUGAUGUAUAUCUUCUCGUGUAAUGUUUUAUUGUAUCCUCUUGAAAUUCAUUUGCGUUUUAAUGCUUUUCAAGAAGACAACCGUACAGUUUGCACAAAAGCAUUGUCUAAUUUUCAAAAACCAAACAUUUAGAUGACAUUUGAUUAGAUAUUGAGAAUUAUUAGUCUGAGAGAUACUGUAUAUUUAUAGGUACAGGCAUGUCUCUAUAGGUUGUUGCUAUCGUUUGCAUCCUUUACAUUUCUUACAUCUUUAUUUUAGAAUUGACUCACUUUGUAUGCUUUGAUGUGUCAUCUGUUGUUCAUGUCUUCUCAUGCACAUUAAAGUUGUCUUUGAAGGUAA
Molecule: messenger RNA, 2023 nt
Organism: Dicentrarchus labrax (European seabass)
Lineage: Eukaryota; Metazoa; Chordata; Actinopteri; Moronidae
Gene: yipf5
Product: Yip1 domain family, member 5
Exons: 6
Coding region: 151-924 (257 amino acids)
Biological process (GO): endoplasmic reticulum to Golgi vesicle-mediated transport; vesicle fusion with Golgi apparatus; regulation of ER to Golgi vesicle-mediated transport
Cellular component (GO): membrane; trans-Golgi network
Source: RefSeq, a predicted model, not a curated record